Messenger RNA from Aspergillus alliaceus, 1802 nucleotides. Its product is annotated as U4/U6-U5 snRNP complex subunit PRP31. The coding region runs from base 35 to 1600 and encodes 521 amino acids. NCBI's taxonomy places the organism in Eukaryota, Fungi, Ascomycota, Eurotiomycetes, Eurotiales, Aspergillaceae. Gene Ontology annotation, cellular component: precatalytic spliceosome; U4/U6 x U5 tri-snRNP complex; U4 snRNP. The transcript has a single exon. Gene Ontology annotation, biological process: mRNA splicing, via spliceosome; spliceosomal tri-snRNP complex assembly. The record is from RefSeq and is a predicted model, not a curated record.
GUUACAUCUUUGGUCGCGUCGCAGCACGAUCAUCAUGUCUACAGCUGAGGAGCUCUUGAGAGAUUUCGAAUCGGAUGAUGAGGAUUUCCAGGCGGGGGAGGGAGUCGAGGAAGAGGUGGAUGAAGAGCAGCAGCACCUACAAAAAGUUGGCUCUGAGGUCACCAACGAGUUUGAGGUCGCUCUAUCGACAGGUGACGAGCUUACACGCCUACACAAAGUUUUGCGCGACCACUACUCGAUCAGAUUUCCGGAGCUAGAAACCCUCGUCACGAACCCGAUCGACUACGCGAAGACAGUCGCUGUUUUGAAAAAUGGCCCGCUCAACGAUAUCAAGGCUAUCUCUUCAUCGGCGGACAAUAUGGUCGGCGAACCCUUGAGGUCUAUUUUGGACGGCCCAUCUUUGAUGGUUGUUUCUGUGGAAGGCACCACUACCCGAGGACGUGAAAUGACGGAGUCGGAGCUUAAAGUAGUCCUCGAUACUUGCGAGAGGAUCUUGAAAUUAGACCGAGAGCGCAGAGCCCUUACGGAAAGCAUUCAGUCUCGCAUCACUCAGAUCGCUCCAAAUUUAGCGGCCUUGAUCGGACCUGAAACGGCAGCUCAGUUCCUCAACCAAACCGGAGGUCUACGCGAACUUGCGAAGAUCCCGGCGUGCAAUCUUGGGGCUCAAGGUAACAAGAGAAGUGAAGGGUUGGGUUUUGCUACGAAUAUUGGUGUCAGAUCACGGGGAUUCCUCUACAAUUCUCCAUUGAUCCAGGGUGUUCCGGAUGACCUGAAGCGUCAGGCAAUUCGCAUUGUCUCAGCUAAGAUGGUCCUUGCCACUCGUACAGAUGUAGCGGAGCUGAGGCCUGAUGGAUCGUUCGGCGAAGAAUUGAAACAGCAGUGCUUCCAAAGAUUAGAGAAGCUGACCGAGCCUCCGCCGAACUCUGGAAUAAAGGCCCUGCCUGCUCCCGAUGACAAGCCGUCCCGCAAGAGAGGUGGCAGGAGAGCCAGGAAGGCCAAGGAAGCAGUUGCCAUGACGGAGAUCCGCAAGGCCCAGAACCGGCUUGCCUUCGGUAAGGAAGAAGCAGAAGUUGGUUACGGUACGGGUGAAGGGACAGUUGGAUUGGGAAUGCUUGGGCAACAGAACGAUGGACGGAUUCGAGCGACUCAGAUCGAUAACCGAACCAGAGCAAAACUCAGCAAAUCGAACAAGGGGUGGGGAACCGCAACUCCUGUUGGCGGCACGGCUUCGUCUCUGCGCGGAUUCAGUUCUGGGGUUGGAGGAACAGCAAGUGUUCUCCAGGCGAAAGGUCUUCGUGCUUCUGGCAUUGGUACUUCGCUCGGUGGCAGCGCUGGUACAGCUAGUACAAUUGCCUUUACUCCUGUGCAAGGACUCGAGCUUGUUGACCCCAAGGUGCAGGCAGAGUUGAGCCGGAAGCGCAAGGCAGAGGAAGACCGAUGGUUCAAGUCGGGUACUUUUACGCAGAUUGGCGGUGGCCAAAACAGCAACAACCCCCAGAAUGACAAUGGAGGUUUCAAGGUGCCACCAAUUCCUCCACAGAAGAAAGUCGAUACCGGCGAGGGUAAGAUGGCUCCUCCACCGCUGCCAUCGAAGCGAUAGAUGGAUAGGAUGCCUCUUGUUUUCUUUUAUCUUAUUAUAUUAUUUUCAUUACCGAUUUUGCUUUCCUGAGCAUCUUAAGACUGGCGUUUUUGAGACUGGGGAUCUGUUCUGAAUGCGCAUGAUACCAUCAUUAAAUGUAUGAUAAACUUCAAGAGAGUCGAGAACUCGAAAAGAAUGAAAUGUCCUAGAGCUAUUACUUUUA